Messenger RNA from Coffea arabica (coffee), 1044 nucleotides. RefSeq lists its product as uncharacterized. Lineage: Eukaryota; Viridiplantae; Streptophyta; Magnoliopsida; Gentianales; Rubiaceae. The record is from RefSeq and is a predicted model, not a curated record. Gene Ontology annotation, molecular function: nucleic acid binding.
AUGAUUCUUUCAGAAUUCGAUAUCAUUUUCACUACGCAGAAGGCAAUCAAGGGUCAAGUUACAGCACAUCAUUUGGCCGAGAAUCUAAGAGAAGAUGAUUACCAGCCAUUGCAUACCUAUUUUCCUGACGAGGAGAUCUUAUUUAUUGGCGCAUCAGAAGAUAUGAAUGAGCAAUAUCCUGGGUGGAGGUUAUUCUUUUAUAACGCUUCAAAUUCUUUUGGAGCCGGAAUCAGAGCUGUUUUAGUGUCACCUGAGGGAAACCAUUACCCUGCCGCUACUAAAUUACGAUUUCCUUGUACUAACAACAUGGAUGAGUAUGAAACUUGUAUUUUUGGACUAAAAAUGGCAUUGGAGAUGGAGAUAAAGGACUUGAUUGUGUUCAAUGAAUCCAAUUUAAGUUUGGACUUCAGGGAUAUCCCUCGCACUCGCAAUGUUUUCGCCGAUGCUCUGGCCACUUUGUCUUCUAUGAUUCGAUACCCGGACGAGCUGCGCCAUCAAGAAUUCAUAAAGACGGGAUCUCAUCCCCCAGGCACCGAUUCAUCUGUUAAAAGCUCCUUGCGCAGAAUGUCAUUAAAAUUUUUCCUGAAUGGAGAGAUGUUAUGUAAUAGAACAUCAGAUUUGGGCCUUCUAAGGAAAUGUAUUAAGUAUCAAAUGCAUGCCGAUAUUAUACAUGUCCCUCCUACCGAGUUACAUAGUAUGACCGCUCCGUGGUCCUGCUCGAUAUGGGGAAUGGAUGUGAUUAGAACUAUUGAUCCCCCAGUUUCGAAUGGGCAUCGAUUCAUCCUGGUGGCAAUCGAAUAUUUCACCAAAUGGGUUGAAACAACAUCUUACAAGAGCGUGACCAAUAAAGUAGUAUCCGAUUUUCUAAGGGACCAUAUUAUCUGUUGUUUUGGGAUGCAAGAGACGCUGAUCACUGACAAUGCCAGAAACUUCAAUAAUGAUAUGGUAGAUGGAUUAUGCGAACAAUUCAAGAUCAAACACCAGAAUUCGGCUAUCUACAAGCCUCAGAUGAACAGAGCGAUAGAGGCCGCGAACAAAAUGUGA